AUGAAAACCAUUCUACGAGCCCUCUCCUCCCUCAAAGGACCCUUCCCCGUCACCGACCUUGCAAAUUUACCAGCAACACCGCAUUCAGCGUUCCGGCUAUGGCUCGAAGACGCGAUCGAGCAAGGGGAGAAAGAGCCUCACGCCAUGACUCUCUCCACAGUUGACGCAUACGGUCACCCAGACGCCCGCGUACUAAUCCUCAAGAACGUCGACUCUCGCGGCUGGCAUUUCGCCACCAAAGCCACCAGCCCAAAAGGUUGCCAGAUCGCCAACAGGCCGUUCGUUGCAAUGACGUUCUACUGGCCUCAACUAGGACGUCAGAUCCGGAUCAGAGGGCGAGCGGUCGAGCUGCCGGCCUCUGAAUGCGCGAGCGAUUUUCUUGAGCGCCCGGACGGAUCCCGAUCCUCGGCUAUUGCAUCGAAGCAGAGCCAAGUUUUGCUGGAUAGGAAGAUACUUGAGAUGGAGAUUGGUGAGGCAAAAAGUCUUUUGGAGGAAAAUCCGGGAUAUGUAGAUCCUGCAUGGCGAGUGUAUGCUGUGGAUCCGGUGUCUGUGGAGUUCUGGCAGGGCGCGGAGGAUCGUACGCAUCAGCGUGUGCAGUAUGCGAAGGAGAGUGGCGAUAAUGAGUGGACGAGGGUUGCACUGUAUCCAUAG
Molecule: messenger RNA, 651 nt
Organism: Didymosphaeria variabile
Lineage: Eukaryota; Fungi; Ascomycota; Dothideomycetes; Pleosporales; Didymosphaeriaceae
Exons: 1
Coding region: 1-651 (216 amino acids)
Biological process (GO): pyridoxine biosynthetic process
Molecular function (GO): pyridoxamine phosphate oxidase activity; FMN binding
Source: RefSeq, a predicted model, not a curated record